Molecule: messenger RNA, 702 nt
Organism: Naumovozyma castellii
Lineage: Eukaryota; Fungi; Ascomycota; Saccharomycetes; Saccharomycetales; Saccharomycetaceae
Gene: PRE5
Product: proteasome core particle subunit alpha 6
Exons: 1
Coding region: 1-702 (233 amino acids)
Source: RefSeq, a predicted model, not a curated record
AUGUUCAGAAAUAAUUAUGACGGGGACACAGUGACAUUUUCUCCAACUGGGAGACUAUUCCAAGUAGAGUAUGCGCUCGAGGCCAUCAAACAGGGGAGUGUAACCGUUGGGUUACGUUCAUCAAAAUAUGCCGUACUUGUGGCAUUGAAGAGAAAUGCGGAUGAACUAUCAUCUUUCCAGAAGAAAAUUAUCAAAUGUGAUGAACAUUUGGGACUAGCAUUAGCUGGGUUGGCACCUGAUGCAAGAGUGUUGAGUAAUUACUUGAGACAACAAUGUAAUUAUUCAGAUAUGGUUUUUAAUAGGAAACUAUCCGUGGAGAAGGCAGGUCAUUUGCUAUGUGAUAAGGCUCAGAAGAAUACUCAGUCAUAUGGGGGGAGACCUUAUGGGGUGGGUCUAUUAAUUGUUGGAUAUGAUAAGAGUGGACCACAUCUUUUGGAGUUUCAACCUUCUGGUAAUACUUUAGAAUUAUAUGGGUCAGCCAUUGGUGCGAGGUCGCAAGGUGCUAAGACAUAUUUAGAAAGAGUGUUAGACAAAUUUGUUGAAAUUGAGGAUGCUGAAGAGCUAAUUAAGACUGGUGUGGAGGCAUUGAAACAAUCAUUGAAGGACGAAACUCUAAGUACUGAUAAUUUAUCCAUUGCUAUUGUGGGUGAAGAUAUUCCAUUCACAAUGUACGAGGGUGAUAAUGUAGCAAAAUAUUUAUGA